CAUGAGCACAAAAGUUCCCGAUUGGCGCGGUCGGUCACGCACUUUACUGCAAAAAGUGUAAUAAUUCUAAGUAAUUCCAAGAAAUUAUUCAACUGACCAUAACAAAAAGAUAAUCAUGGAACCAGCGAAACUUGUUGAAGUGCUUCGGGCCACGCUCGAUCCAGGUCAACGGGAACAGGCCGAACAACAAUUGACAGAGAUACACAAAAUAAUUGGAUUUUCACCAGUCUUGCUGCAGUUGGUUAUGGGAGAUCAAAUUGAUAUGCCAGUUAGACAAGCAGGGGCAAUUUACAUGAAGAAUAUGGUAACACAGUUUUGGGCAGAACGAGAGGCCGAGAAUCCUGGUGAUCCAGUACCUUUUAGUAUUCAUGAACAGGACCGUGCCGCUAUACGAGAAAAUAUCAUUGAAGCUAUUAUCCACGCUCCUGAGUUAGUGAGAGUUCAACUUUGUGUCUGCAUUAGUCAUAUAUUUAAGAGUGACUUUCCUGGAAGGUGGCCAACUGUGGUUGAGAAAAUGGCCAUGUAUAUAAGAACUGACAAUCAUUCUGUAUGGAUGGGUGGUCUUAUGUCUCUUUAUCAACUUGUUAAAGUUUAUGAAUAUAAACGAUUAGAGGAAAGAAAAGCAUUUGAUGAAACCAUGACAGCCCUGUUACCUUUAUUAUAUGAACGUGUGGUACAACUUUUACCCGAUCUUUCCGAAAUCUCUAAUUUGUUACAGAAACAAGUUCUUAAGAUCUUUUAUGCCUUUACCCAGAAUUUCCUACCAUUAGAUACAAUAACGAGAGAUGUUUUUACACAAUGGAUGGAAGUAUUUCGAGCUAUAGUAGAUAGACCGGUUCCACCAGAAACAAAUCAAAUAGAUGAAGAAGAUAGACCAGAAUUGGCUUGGUGGAAAGUUAAAAAAUGGGCUGCUCAUAUAUUGUCCAGAUUAUUUGAAAGAUAUGGAAGUCCAGGAAAUGUUACAAAGGAUUAUACAGAAUUUGCUGAAUGGUAUCUGAAGAGUUUCUCUGGUGGUAUAUUACAAGUGCUUAUGAAAGUGCUAGAUCAGUAUCAACAGAAAAUAUAUGUAGCACCUAGAGUUAUACAGCAAGCUCUCAAUUAUAUUAAUGAAGGAAUUGGUCAUGCUUUUUCUUGGGGAUUUAUUAAACCUCAUGUACAGACAAUGAUAUCCAGUGUUAUAUUUCCAUUGAUGUGUCAUAGUGAUGAAGAUGAUGAGUUAUGGAACACUAAUCCACAUGAAUAUAUUCGUGUUAAAUAUGAUGUUUUUGAGGAUUUUUUCUCCCCGGUAAUGGCUGCUCAGACAGUGUUUUAUACAGCAGCUGCCAAACGUAAAGAAGUUUUAAAUAAAGCAAUGGGUUUCUGUAUGUCUAUUUUAACUGGACAAAAUGUUGAUCCAAGGCAAAGAGAUGGAGCAUUACAUAUGAUAGGUGCUGUAGCAGAAGUUUUAUUGAAGAGAAAAAUAUAUAAAGAUCAAGCCGAGUUGAUGCUUACGUCCCACGUAUUUCCCGAAUUUACCAGUGAAAUGGGUUAUCUUAGAGCUAAGGCAUGUUGGGUGAUGAGAUGUUUCUCUAAACUAAAGUAUCGUAAUCCAGCUAAUUUAACACAGGCUCUCGAACUGAUCAAAGCUUGUCAUUGUACUGAUAAAGAUUUACCUGUCCGUGUAGAAGCAGCUAUUGCUUUACAAAUGUUAAUAACUGAUCAAGAAAAAGCCAAGACUUUCUUAAAACCACAUAUUAAACAAGUUGUGUUAGAAUUGUUGAAGAUUAUUCGAGAAACUGAGAAUGAUGAUUUAACUGGUGUUAUGCAGAAAUUUGUGUGUACUUAUGUUGAGGAUAUGAUACCAGUAGCAGUAGAAAUGAUGAGCCAUUUAGCAGAAACAUUUGCCCAAGUGUUGACAACCGAUUUUGAUGGAUCUGAAGAGAAAGCCAUUACAGCGUUAGGAAUAUUAAAUACUAUGGAAACGAUAUUAAAUGUUAUGGAGGACCAAAAAGAGAUUAUAACCCAGUUAGAAGGAAUAGUGCUCAAUGUUAUAGGAAUUAUUUUACAACAACAAAUGAUAGAUUUUUAUGAUGAAGUUUUAUCUCUGAUCUAUAGUUUAACUAGUACACAAAUAUCACAUCACAUGUGGGAAGUAUUUGGUAUGAUAUAUCAAAUGUUCCAGAAAGAUGGCAUGGACUAUUUCACAGAUAUGAUGCCUGCCUUGCAUAAUUAUAUCACAGUUGAUACCGAUGCCUUCUUAUCUAAUCCACAACACAUACAAGUUAUUUAUGAAAUGUGUAAAGCAGUAUUGAAUGGUGAUGAAGGAGAAGAUGCUGAAUGUCAUGCAGCUAAAUUAUUAGAAGUUAUUAUAUUACAAUGUCCAGGAAAAGUAGAUCCAGUUAUACCUACAUUUGUAGAAUUAGUAUUACAGAGAUUAACACGAGAAGUACAGACGUCUGAAUUACGUACAAUGUGUUUACAAGUUGUUAUAUCUGCCUUGUAUUAUAAUACUCCCCUAUUACUCGAUACCCUAACUAAAUUACAAGUUCCUAAUGUUACCGGUUCUAUUAUGGCACAAUUCCUGAAACAGUGGAUAUGUGAUGCAGAUUGUUUCCUCGGGUUACAUGAUAGAAAAAUAAGUGUGUUAGGAUUAUGUUCAUUGAUGAAUACACCUAAUAAUAGACCUAAUGAAAUUUCGUCAGUCGCUGCUAGAAUAUUACCAGCUUCCUUAUUAUUAUUUCAAGGUUUAAAACGAGCUUAUGCAAGUCGAGCACAGGAAGAUAGUGAUGAUGAUGAUGACGAAGAAGAAGAUGAGGAAGGGGAUGGGGAUGAAGAGGUUUUAGAUAGUGAUGAAGAUGAUAUAGAUGAAAAUGGAAAAGAAUAUCUCGAAAAGUUAGAAAAAUCUGUAAAUGGUGAUGACAGUGAUAGUGAUGAUGAAUAUUCUGAUGAUGGAACAGAAGAAACAGCUUUAGAAAGUUUUCAAACACCAAUUGAUGAAGAUAAUAGUCCAGUAGAUGAAUAUAUAGGAUUCAAAAAUAUUUUAGUUCAUCUACAACAAACAGAUCCUAAUUGGUACAAUGCAUUAACAUCCCAGUUAAAUAAUGAACAGAGAAAAGAACUAGAAGAUGUCUUUAAAUUAGCUGAUCAAAGACGAGCUGCAGCAGAAUCGAAGCAAAUAGAGGAACGAGGAGGCUAUAAUUUCACCAACACAUCAGUACCACCAAGUUUUAAUUUUGGUGGAAAUUAACAAGUUGUGUGUGCGAUAGUAAUAUACUAUUUGACUGGCUUACUAUUUUAUAUUUGAAUAAAAAAACUCAACAUAAAAGCAGCAAGUGAAAUAAACUUCUAUUUGAGAAGAAAUGAAUAAUGUGUGAUAGUGACAUAUUCUUGCUUCAGCUUAAUUCCUUCAAGAACUACUAAAACCAAGACUUUCUCCAGCACAGACACACUGCUAACUAGUCGAUAUAUUUCCUUGCUGCAGUCAAAUGAUUUUGUUUUCUUUGGAUGUUUGAUGCUACACCAAGAUUCCACAGGCUACUAUUUUCUGUUCCAUAAUAUGUGAUACAUCUGUGAUAUUAGCCAAUAGAUAAUAGACCUUGUCGUUUCAAGUCCUUGCCUCUUUAGGAAGGGAGAUAACUCUCCCGUUAUAUAUUCUAUCAGGAUGCGCUUUAUAAAGUUAUUUUGCGAUGUGAUUGUAUUUCGUUUCAUGUGAAUAUGUUUAUAUAAACGAAAGAGUAAAACAAGUGCUAUUAAUACAAAUUUGGGAAGAGACAGACAUCCAGACACUGAUGUGUUCAACACCAUCUUACCAUUCUUAUUUAAUGCCAGAUAAUAAGAAGAGAAACAGUACUAUUAAGACCCAUUUCUAGUUCGAUCGUCAAAAGAUUAUUAAAUGGCCCAAUUUUGCUCAUAGUUCAGUAUUUGAUCUUUGAUUAACUCAUCAAUAGAAGAAAGAAGAUACCUACAUGUAGUUAUAAUAAAUUUCUAAAUAAAAAUGAUUCUUUUGAAAACUUGUAGGCUAAAUAGGACAAUAUUAAAUUGAGUAGAUGUCGUUUCUACAGCCCAUGUGGUCUGCAUGAAAGUUGUUUCUGGAAUUUUACUAAUAAUUAUCAGAUAUACUAAUACAUGUAUUGGCCUAUAUGUUGCAAUGUAUGAAAUUCCGAAGAUUUUUUUUCGUGUAAGAGAUUUAAACUGUGAAUGGGUCUUAAAGAAAAUCUUAAGUCUAUGUCACAAUAUCACUAAAUUACAAUAGAUUGUUACAGUUGACUUAUUUCAAUGAAUUCUACAAUUUUAUGUAAAUUAUUUGUAUUUUUUACUUUCAUUACAUGUGUACAUUUUCUUCCAUCCAUAUAUGUAUACACCAAUAAAAAAAAAAAAGGAAAAAAAAUCUUCUAUUGAAGAAUAUAAUGACUUAGGCGGUCAACAAUAGUUAAAAUACAAUAAGAUUAUUUAUGCAGUUGAAUGAAACACAUUGAUACUAGAUCUACCUCUUGGUAAAUAUUGCCUUGUCAGAAAUUAUUAUAAAAUAAUUUAAAGUCCUAAUUGGAGAAAUACAAUAUACAAUAUGUAUUAUAAACUGUUUUUGUUGAUAAAAAUGGUUUUACUUAAUGCAAAAUGCGAUGGCAUUUUUUUUUUUUUUGCAACUGUUACAAAGUUAUGUUGACUAUUUAAUUUAAGAAAAUUGACUUGUUACUUGAAAAUACAAAAAAAUUCAAAUUGUUGACAAUCUGUUUUAACCUGUCAUUUUAUGCCACUGUGGAUGAAUAAAAUAAAAAUAAAAUAUUUA
Messenger RNA from Patella vulgata (common limpet), 4765 nucleotides. Its product is annotated as importin-7. Gene Ontology annotation, molecular function: small GTPase binding. Gene Ontology annotation, cellular component: nuclear envelope; cytosol. NCBI's taxonomy places the organism in Eukaryota, Metazoa, Mollusca, Gastropoda, Patellidae. The transcript has 28 exons. Bases 116 to 3226 code for a protein of 1036 amino acids. Gene Ontology annotation, biological process: protein import into nucleus. The record is from RefSeq and is a predicted model, not a curated record.